Molecule: messenger RNA, 711 nt
Organism: Apis laboriosa (Himalayan honeybee)
Lineage: Eukaryota; Metazoa; Arthropoda; Insecta; Hymenoptera; Apidae
Product: caveolin-3-like
Exons: 3
Coding region: 121-654 (177 amino acids)
Biological process (GO): caveola assembly
Cellular component (GO): caveola
Molecular function (GO): molecular adaptor activity
Source: RefSeq, a predicted model, not a curated record
ACCGUAACUUUUCCAUCGUAUUUCCGCGAUGGCGGCGCACUUGGCUGAGCUCGUUCGAAGAAUAGGCUUGGACUUGUUGAGCUGAUCGCAACAAUCUUCGGAUAAUACAAAUCCGGCAGGAUGCUGGAUCGUUUUAGAGCCGCGUUCAAGUGUUCUGUGCCGAAAUGUGGCAAUUUCCGGUUUCCAGGGAUGGAGAAGCCCGAAUCCUCGACCGAGGAUGGGAGCAAUGGAGAACUCGAGGACAGGGAUCCGAACAGUUUGAACAAACAUCUGCAGGUGAUGUGGGAUGACGUGAUCGGUGAACCGGAAGGAAUACGCAGUCCAGAGUGCGCGUGGCGAUUGAGCGGACACUGUUUCCGAUUGUCCAGAAGAUGUUGUUACGUGUUCCUCUCCGUCCUGAUCGCCCCUUUUCUCUCUCUCUGCCUAGGCCUCACCUUCGCCUGCCUCGCGUUUCAGCAUAUUUGGUGUUUGGCACCGUGUCUCCGCGUUUGGAAGAUCACUUGUGCCGCGACGAGGAAUUUCCUUAGCGUUGUCACGCAAGCCAUCGUACGUCCCAUCAUGGAGUCCCUUGGCUAUCUGUUUCACAACAUUCGGAUAUUCAACAAGAAAUUGCCCGAUGGUCCUGCGGAGAAAGACGAUAUCCUCGUGGUGUAAAAUCGAUAAAGUUUUAUCAAGUGCCUUUCGAAUCGAUCGAUAAUGAUCACCAUGAAA